Molecule: messenger RNA, 895 nt
Organism: Eptesicus fuscus (big brown bat)
Lineage: Eukaryota; Metazoa; Chordata; Mammalia; Chiroptera; Vespertilionidae
Gene: PERCC1
Product: proline and glutamate rich with coiled coil 1
Exons: 2
Coding region: 56-895 (279 amino acids)
Source: RefSeq, a predicted model, not a curated record
CCUACUUUCAGGCGCCUGCUGCCCCAGAGGCCCCAGAAGCUCCAACGUGGAGGACAUGGCCGCAGGCGUGAUCCAGACUCUCUGUGACUUCCAGCUGCCCCUGCCCUCCCUCCGGCCCUUCCUGCCCCCAGACCCAGAACCCCCGGACACUUCGGAGGAGGAGGAGGAGGAAGAAGAGGAGGAGGAGGAGGAGGAAGGGGAGGAAGACGAAGAGGAUCUGGAGGGUGAGGGGCCAGGGGCCCACAGCCCAGCCCCCCACAGCUCAGGUUGGGCCAUAGUUGCCCCGGAAGAGGCCUCUCCGGGUCCGAGCAGCCCCGAGAUGCCACUGCAGCUGCUGCGGUUCUCUGAGCUCAUCAGUGGCGACAUCCAGAGGUACUUUGGCCGAAAGGACGGGGGGCAGGACCCAGACGCCUGUGACAUCUACGCUGAUGGCCGCCCCGCCAGCAGCUCAGCCAGGGAGCUUUACUGCGCAGACCUGGUGCACCUGGCCCAGGGAGGGUCUCCCAAUGAUGACAAGGCUGCUGAGCCUGGGGCCCACUCUCCCAGGGGUCCCGAGGGGCGGGUGCAUGAGACAGGCCUUGGCGGAGAAAGGGUGCAGCCGCUGGGGCCCCUGGCCGAGUUGUUUGACUACGGACUACGGCAGUUCUCGGCGCCCAGGGUGUCAGCCAGCCACCGGCUGAGGCUGGAGCAGAAGUACGGCCACAUCAGACCCAUGACGCAGAGGAAGCUGCCCCCCUCCUUCUGGAAGGAGCCGGCGCCCAGCCCCCUGGGCCUGCUGCACCCCGGGACUCCCGACUUCAGUGACCUGCUGGCUAGCUGGUCAGUGGAGACCGGCCCAGAGCUGCCAGGCAGGGGCACCCAGGCCCUGGAGGGCGUGCAGCUGGCUGAGGCCUAG